AUGGCUCGUUCCAGUUCUAUCGUGGCUCCUUUGCUGGUGCUGGCUUCAGUUGCCCUGGCCGUCUUCAGCUUCGGUCCUGAUGCCUUUGUGGCAGCACCUCAGGCGGUUGAGACCCGUGCGUUGCAGCACCAAGCCGCCAGCGCCAUGAUGGGCGCCACCCUUGCUGCAGCCGCCUCGCCGUUGCCAGCCCUGGCCGCGCGCGUGGAAGAGGAGGACGAGGGCUUCGACCUGCGCAUUCUGGCAGUCCUGGCUUUGCCUUUGUUCGCCGUCAGCUGGGCCUUGUUCAACGUGUGGCGUGUGGCCUUCCGCCAGGUGGUCCGCAUCGGCGAGAGCGAGAAGGGCAAUCCUCUCUGA
Cladocopium goreaui is the source of this 354-nucleotide messenger RNA. Lineage: Eukaryota; Dinophyceae; Suessiales; Symbiodiniaceae. The record is from the annotation of a GenBank genome assembly.